This is a messenger RNA of Dermacentor silvarum, 996 nucleotides long. RefSeq names its product glucose dehydrogenase [FAD, quinone]-like. Gene Ontology annotation, molecular function: flavin adenine dinucleotide binding; oxidoreductase activity, acting on CH-OH group of donors. The record is from RefSeq and is a predicted model, not a curated record. NCBI's taxonomy places the organism in Eukaryota, Metazoa, Arthropoda, Arachnida, Ixodida, Ixodidae. The coding region runs from base 1 to 996 and encodes 331 amino acids. The transcript has 7 exons.
AUGACCACGCUGAACUUGCGCCAAGAGUGCACCGAUUCCGUGAUAGCUUGCAUCAGCUGUGUAGGGGCUGAAGCAUCGAAGUGGCAGAAGAUAGUGGGUGCCGGCUCCGCGGGCAGCGUUCUGGCCAAUCGCCUCUCGAAAAAUGGGACGUAUGAUGUGCUUCUUUUAGAGGCCGGAGAUGAAAUGACGCCAGAGUUGUAUGUUCCAUUUAUGGCGCCUUUCUCAGCCAACCAAAAUAACAGCUGGGGGUACCAAACAGAUCCGCAAAUGUACGCUCUCUUUUCCUUCCCAGGAGGGAUUGGUCCUAUGACGCAAGGAAAAGUUCUCGGAGGCACAAGCUCCAUUAAUUCUAUGAACUUUGUGCGAGGAAACAAACAUGACUUCAAUAAAUGGGAAAACACGUACGGUGCAACUGGUUGGGGUUACAGCAAUAUAUUGGAGUACUUCAAGCAGAUUGAAAUGUUUCUGGUCCAAGACGAGAGCGUGCAAGAAAAAGACAAGUACCAUGGUGACAAAGGAGAAACACCGGUCCAAUACCCUGACUAUCAUACUCCACUUAGUGACAUCUUUCUAGAAGCUUGUAAGGAGCUUGGUUAUAACAAAGUUGAUUACAACGGCGAAAAACAUACGGGAUAUUCUAGGGUACAGUGCAACACAUUGAAAGGUAUUCGAAUGGGUGCCAGCACGUGCUUCCUUGAUCCGAUACGUCAACAGCGCACCAACCUACACAUUUCUACAAAGAGCACAGUGACGAAGAUAACGCUUGAUUCAAAUAAGAAAGCCACUGGAGUGGAAUUUAUCAAGGACGGCGAGAACAAGAAAGUGAGAGCGAAGCAUGAGGUGAUUGUUUCCGCAGGAGCCAUCGGCUCUCCCAAGCUGCUCAUGCUCUCAGGAAUUGGACGCAAAGAUGAUUUGCAAAGACUGGGAAUGCUAUGCUUGAGUGGUAAAAGCAGUAAUCACAGACACAGAGUCGAAUAUGUUCAGGUGUACGCAUGA